UUGUAUUAAAGUGGGUAUUAUUAUUGUCUACUGUAUUUGUCAAUCAAACAGAACGUGAUCGUUAUUGACAUGUGGUAUUGACACUAUUUUACCAUCUUUGUUUAACCUAAGAGAUGCCAUAGUAACAGCACUCCUUAGUUUAACUAUCGUCAUUUUAAAUAUAUCUUACAGUACAGUAGGACUACCAGCAGCAGGUUGCAGCUAGUGUUACUUCCAAAGGACAACGCAAAAUUGUGCAACCAUGGCGACGACUUCAUCACUAUUUCUGAUCUACCUUGUCAUAUCCAUCUCACAAUGCAUUGCAUCUUCCAACAUAAUCCAGUGCUCAGCAAUUAAUGGUUGUUUGGAAUACACAAAUUUCCCAGACCAUCCAUGUCCCGUGUGUGUAAAACAAGGUUGCCUCUACGAGGACCAAGUUUACCAAAUUGGGGAAAACUUCCGACCCGAUGAUUGUACCUCUUGCACGUGUCACAUUGAUGGAAUAUACCGCUGCAGAGGUAUGAGAUGCAGAAAACCAAAGUGCGCCAACCCCGUCAAAGCGGCCGGCGAGUGUUGUUCCACUUGCCCAAAGGAGAAACGUGAAGUUUUGACGUGCACUUUGUUGAAUGGCCAAACAAUCCUACAUCAAGUUGGUGAGUCCGUCAAGGUGGAUACAUGUGGACGCGAAUGCAUCUGUUCCUCUGGUGGCGAAGCACUCUGUGACCCUCCACAAUGUUUUAUCGCCAAAUGUUCAAAUCCAUACAAACUACCCAAUUGCUGUAACAUUUGUCUGCCAUAAAAUUAACAGAAAUGGUCCUGGAACAAUCUUUUUAUUUUGGCACUAACAUUUAACUAAAACGAUGAGUCUAAAGACUAACUUAACUUAGGAAGCAAACUAUCAUUAGGCCUAUAAUAAACAUUUUUUGGUAAAGAGUAUGUCGGUGAAUUAGUUGCCGUCAAAUUAGUUGUCGUCAAAAUUAUUUUGGUGACAUGUCAUGUCGGCAAAAUAAUCUGCAUGUCGGCGAAUUAGAACAUUAGGUCAUUUGACGUGGACAACAAAUAGUCAAUGGAAGGUUAAUUCAGUCCAUCGGCGGAAACUGUUAUCUGAUUCCUUUGCCGAUCAUGAAAUAAAAUUUAGUAGGCCUACCCAUUGAGGUUUUACUUACUAGAGGCAUACUUAGUAUAUAUUUUUGCGGAACUAAUACAGUUUCAGUGUAUAUACAUUGGUAGCUAGGCUACCUACGGGAAAUACCCGCUGUUAUUUCUUACCUUAGUCUUUUGAUGUAGCCGACGACUGAAAAUAGAAAGCAAAAGUUUCUGUGGUGGUAAUGGGCUCAGGUCGAUUAAACAAAAUGGACAGAAUUGAAAUUUAACUGACACAUGUUGACAAUAUCAGAUAGAAUAUCACUAUAUAUUCACUAGCGAAUCCCUAUUACAAACAUAAAAUGUAAAUCAUUAUUAUUGAAGCUCAUGGUAAAAGCUGUGUUGUGUAAAAAU
This is a messenger RNA of Anneissia japonica, 1476 nucleotides long. RefSeq names its product cysteine-rich motor neuron 1 protein-like. Gene Ontology annotation, molecular function: protein binding. The transcript has 5 exons. The record is from RefSeq and is a predicted model, not a curated record. Bases 242 to 778 code for a protein of 178 amino acids. NCBI's taxonomy places the organism in Eukaryota, Metazoa, Echinodermata, Crinoidea, Comatulida, Comatulidae.